Messenger RNA from Paramisgurnus dabryanus, 2698 nucleotides. Its product is annotated as SLAM family member 5-like. The record is from RefSeq and is a predicted model, not a curated record. NCBI's taxonomy places the organism in Eukaryota, Metazoa, Chordata, Actinopteri, Cypriniformes, Cobitidae.
GUGAACAUUUUGUAAAAAGGUUGUAGUGCUACCUUUGUCAUCAUCACCUUUAAGGAAAUGCUUCGUGUUUGCAAGGGGUUGCAUGAGCUGAACUUUGCAGAUCAUCAUUUCCUCUUAUACGACCAUAUCUUUCAUUUCAUCAUUAAACUCUCAUCUGAGAUUUAUUAACUAUUAAGACACGAUUAUUAUAACAUUUCUGGUGAUUUUUGUCAUUUUGAUUUUCUGGUGUUGUGCAAGAUGAUGAAGAAAAUGUUUGUUGUAAUUUUGAACUGUUUCUGGAGUCUAUCUGGUGUAUUUGGCACAGGUGAGUUUGUGUCAGUGAUGGAGGGAGAUUCUGUCACUUUAUCUGUCAAUCUCACUGAAACACAGAUUAAAGAGGGAAUCUCCUGGAAGUUUGGACUUCGGGAAAUCACCAUAGCUGAAAUCGAAGUUGGUGACAAUAACAUCCGUCCAUAUGAAGAUAGAGCUGAUGGAAGAUUCAAAGGCAGAUUGAAGCUGGAUCACAGUGGAUCUCUAAUCAUCACAAACAUCAGAACCACAGACGCUGGACUUUAUAAAGUGUCCCAAACCAGCGCAGACAAACAACUCAAUAUAUUUCAUCUUACUGUCUAUGCUCCUCUUCCGGUUCCUGUCAUCAAAAAUGGCUCUCCAGAAAACACUUCAUCAUCAGAAAGAUCAAACUGCUCCUUGCUGUGUUCAGUGUUGAAUGUGAGAGAUGUAACUCUCUCUUGGUACAAAGAAAAAAGUUUAUUGUCCAACAUCAGUGAGUCUAAUCUCAACAUCAGCAACAUCUCUCUACCUCUGGAGGUGGGUUAUCAGGAUACAAACACAUACAGAUGUGUGGUCCAACAUCCUUUAAGCAACCAGACUCAAGAUUACUGCCUUACUCAUCUCUGUCAGCAGUGUUCAGUUUCAGGUUUCUCUUUCAUUUUCAUUCUUACCUGUUGUGUUGUUGGAGUUCUGAUGAUUGUAGCUCCAGUUUUGAUCUAUUACAUCUACAGGAAACUGAGAACUACAGCUAAAAAAAUUGAAGUUACUGAAGAGGAUAUUAUUCGGUAUUCAGAACCUCACUGUAGUUGGACAUUUAGAUUACAGUAAAUAUCUUUGCUUAAUACAUCAGUUAAGUUUUAAAUGCUCGUGUGGACAUUGGAAUUAACUAGCUCUGUCAACCAACUUCAACAGGUCAACUUUGUUGGCAAGGUUUCAUUUGUUACAUCAUUUGAUGUCAGAGUUCAACUUUAGGAGUUAAAUUAAAUAAUGUGUCACAGUAUAUCAGAAGUUGAGACAGAAGCAGAUUGUGACAGACAAGGUUGAGACUUUAACAGUCAGCGCUGUCUGAAGUAUUAGAACUUCACAUCCUGUGGAAUUCUAUGUGUAUAAGUGGGUUAGUUUAUUUUUUAUUAUUAGCUUUAAAAGUAGAACUUUUUAAUUCCACAGAUAUGGUAAAUAUUAAAGGGGCAAUGUUUCUUUGUGUAACCAAGCAGCUAUAAAUUGGGGCACUGAAGAACGGCUGUGGUGAAGACUUGUACCUGUAAUUUGUGAAUGUUUACUUUGAAUUUGUUUAUUAAACCGUGAUUAUUUGUAACGGUGAUUCAUUAAACUUCUCAUAAAUAAGUUUCAGAUUGUCUUCAUAUAGUUAUAACAUUAUCUGAACCUGAAAAGGCCGAACUACAGCUUGAAUAUUGGGGGGACCGAAACAUUCAGGACUAUGCUUUAUGCAUCAAAACAUACCAGAUAAAUGCAGAGUAUUUAUGGUAAUGAAGUUUAAUAGUUACGCUUAACAGAAAAAUCGCUGGACCUGAAAUGACAAACAAAAGAAGCCGUGAAGACAAAACUGACUGUGACCACAAACUUAAAAACAAAAAUAAGUGAGAUGGUCAGUCUUCUCAGUUCUUAAGUUAAUCUUUAUUUCACAUCUCUUAAUCUGUUGAAGUUCAUGAGAUUCCCGUCUCGUGUCUCUUCAGAUAUUCUUAAUUUUUUCCUUUGUUUGCAGUUUUUGUGUUUUCUUUAUCUAGAAAUCAAACUUCAUCUAAAGCAUCUCAGUCCAACAUCUCUAACAUUUAUACACAGUUGUGUCUUAUAUACAUGACUAUACUCAAAUGAUAUUAAGUUAACUUAAAGUGUCUUGUGGACUAGAAUGUUCUGAGUGGUUGUUGAGGUGUUUUGGGAAAUUAGGUGGUUGUUUUCUGACCUAGGUCAAAUAAGAUCAAAGCCAAUUCUCUGAUAUUUUCAUUAUGAUUUAUAUGUUUUAUAAGGUUAAUUCAUCCAUUCAAACCCAAAUGUGCUAAUAGACUGCAUGUAUAUCGAUGAUGUUGAGCUCAAUAACAUGUAGAAACUCUUGAUGUGUUCAGAUGAAUGUUUAGUCUUUGAUCUUUCACCUCAUCACACUUACAGCUCUUAUAUGAGACUCAUGAUAAAGAUGAACUAUACUAGUCAACAUUUGAAGUGGUUUAUAAAAGUUACCCUAAGACAAGAACAGGUAUUGUUCAAAGUAUUAAGACAACUUUUAUGAAAGGUUUUGGUCCACUUCAAAUGUUGACUAGUGUAUGUGUGUGAUGUCACCUCCUUCAUCUUAAUGCUUAACAUCUCUGUGUGUUUGUGUUCAUGCUUUAUAUCUACAUCAUGUUAUACUACACAAACAGCAUUCAUAGUAGAUAAAGCUUUUGCAUUUUGCAAGUUUUUGUUAAUUUAAUAAUGC